CUUUUAUAAUUAUGACUGAAGGAAACAUUUAUUCUGCAGUUUAUUCAGGCGUACCAGUCUUUGAAAUGAUUGUCAAAGGUGUUGCUGUUAUGCGCAGACGCACCGACGACUAUAUGAACGCAACACAAAUACUUAAAGUAGCCGAUAUUGAAAAAGCAAAACGUACAAAGAUACUCGAAAAAGAAGUGCUCGUAGGCGAACACGAGAAGGUACAAGGUGGAUAUGGCAAAUAUCAAGGCACUUGGAUCCCGUUUAACAAGAGUAAAGAAUUAGCAGAAAGAUAUGGAGUUGUUCCAAUUUUAGCUCCUUUGCUUAAUUUUGAGCUGGAUCCUGCGUCUAUUCAAGAACGAUCAGCUAAUGAAACACAUACUCACUCUUCUUCAAAUACGUUUGUUGAACCAAAGCGUGAAGACGCACCUUCUCAACAACGCAAUUAUUCACCUUCUUUGGAAGAUGCUCUUCCACCACAUAAGAAGGCCAAGACAACGUCCAAUGAACAAGAACUUUUUCAACCAUCAUCCAGCAGCAGCCAGCACACAACUAACGAGCCUACUUCUGCAGAUCACAACCGUAGUGUCUUGAUGUCUAUAUUUUUAUCCGAUAAACCUGAUCAAAUCAAUGAUUUUUUGAACCAAUCGCACGGAAAAGACAAUUUCAGUAUUGAUAUGGUUAUAGAUGAACAAGGAAACACGGCCCUGCAUUGGGCUACCUCGCUUGCUCGUAUCAAUACUGUAGAAUUGCUCGCCUCUAAAGGUGCUAAUAUUGCCUGUACCAACUACGCAGGAGAAACACCUCUUAUGCGUAGUGUCAUGGUAACCAACAAUUAUGAUGCACAGAGUUUCCCCAGAGUUUUUGAUUUGCUUAAAGAGACGGCAACAUUUACUGACAACAAGAAGCGUACAGUACUGCAUCAUGCUGCCUUGACUGGUAGUAUUCAAGGACGUAUCAAUGCUGCUGUCUAUUAUAUGGAAAUUUUGGUCGCAAAUGAUCUAUGCAAACCUGUCCUAAAUACUCAGGACGCACUCGGUGAUACUGCUCUUACCAUCGCAGCAAGACUAGACGGUGCUGCUCUUGUAGAUGCCUUAGUAAGAGCAGGUGCAGUUCAAAACACACAGAAUCAUGCUGGCCUUGAUGUACAAGAUUACAAAACUGAAAAUAAUGAGGAUUCCACAAUGGAAGAAGCCUCAAAUUCUCAAUCCCAGCGUGUUUUUGCUACCUCAUCUUUGUAUUCUAAAAAGCCUUAUGCUCCUAGCCAAAGAGGAAAAGAAAUUGUGGCUACUGUUCAAAAGAUUGUAGAUGCUCUAGAUGAAGAAUAUGGUAGUCAGUUAACUGCUAAAGAACAUGAAUUACAGUCAGUUCAAGAGGAUUUAAAUGCUGUCACUCAAGAACUUGAAAAGACACGAAAGAGUCUAGAAGAACGCCAAGCUGAAUCGCAGCGAUUAUCAGAAGCUCAGCAAAAGACUCGUAAUCUUGAACACGCUCUCCAAACAGGCUGGCAGCGACUUGAAAGCCUUAUGCAAGCUUCUAGCAAGCCCAUGCCAACCCAAGCCGAUCUUGAACAAUUUGAUGAGAACGAGGACAUUGAUGCUUACUUUAAUAUACCCGAUUUGCAAUUCUCAGACACAAUAGAUGAAGAAGAAAAGAAGCGUCAAUUAAAAGAACAUAUUAAGCAUAUCAGAGCUAAAGUCAGGGCAUAUGAAGCCAAUAAUAAUGCCCUUGAUGAUGAAAUCAACGAGUUGGAGCAUCAAUUUACUGAGAAAGAAAUGCAAUGCAAGCGUCUGAUUGCCGCUUGUUGUAAUCUGCCUAUUGACAAAAUUGACGAUUUGGUAGAACCAUUAACAUUGGCAAUUGAAAGUGAUCCUCCAGAUCUUGAUUUAGCUCGUGUGAUUGGAUUUAUGGACAAGAUUCGAAGACAAGGUGCCUUUACUGAACCACCGAUUGUUACAAAUCAUACAAAGCCUACAAAGAACACUGUAGAUUCGCCGCAUUGAGCACUAUGUAUAUGAUAUUAAAACAUCCAUGCUUAAUUUGAUUUU
Messenger RNA from Gilbertella persicaria, 2036 nucleotides. RefSeq lists its product as uncharacterized. The transcript is spliced from 4 exons. NCBI's taxonomy places the organism in Eukaryota, Fungi, Mucoromycota, Mucoromycetes, Mucorales, Choanephoraceae. Gene Ontology annotation, molecular function: DNA binding; protein binding; transcription regulator activity. Gene Ontology annotation, cellular component: SBF transcription complex; MBF transcription complex. The record is from RefSeq and is a predicted model, not a curated record. The coding region runs from base 12 to 1991 and encodes 659 amino acids.